AUCAACUCAAACCAGCUUCAAGCGUUGCUCCAACUCGGAUAGCGCUUCAAGUUCGACAACGUUCGCUUCUAGCCCGCGCCAUCGCCAAUUUUCUCAGCUAGAAGAAUACUACUACAUGGGACAACUCUUUGGAACUUUUCAGGGACCCAACUAUGCACAGUCUCUUCCCCCCGAACUUUGGCAGCAUUGCUUGAGUUUCCUGGCGGUUGAAGAUCUCCUGGCUGUGUCAUCCACUUGUUUGUCGUUUCAUUUUAUCUGCAAACGCAUGUUAUUCAGGCACAUCACCACCACUAUCCCAUACAAGCGCACCGUUCGGCACAUAUUCCAGCCUCGAUAUGGGGAUGUUGCAAGAAUAGGACGAGCACGCCGACUUCUUCAUCGUAUUCACGCGCUUCAAAGUGACAAUGAUGCUCAGGAGGUACUCGGGCUAGUGGAGACAUGGAGCAUCAGGACCUUUGGCUCGCCUGCCCCAUUAGAAGCCGCCGAUAUCAUGCAAUACGCCAUAGAUUGCCUCCCCUUUGUACAAUCAUCCACCUCGAUUUUCCUGAUUUUGCCAUCAUGCAUAAACCUUCGGAUGCUGAGCAUUUCGGAUAUUUACAUGGGGGAAGAGCAGUGGUCUGCCCUGGUAAAAAUCCCUCAGCUGGAAUGCCUCAACAUGGAACGAUGCAACCUGACAUACGGUGGCGAGGUUAUGAAGCUCAAAGUCGUGUCAAUUAUCCAUGAGGCGCAUCAUGACCCACCGCUUGUACUACCUCCGACUACACAGCUUAUCUCCUCGCUCUUCAACCUUCGACAUUUAGAAAGACUCACACUACUCGACCUCACCUUCUCGAACUCGUUUCUCAUUGGACUCGCUCAGGUGGGACAGUUUGAGAACCUGAAGCACCUUUCUGUGGUGGUUCCAGAAACCCACAUGGACACGAUGUUUACCUUCUUGAGUAGAACACCUUCAAUCACAUCGCUCACUAUUUCAAACUUCUCAACCAUGGCCGAGCCUAGCAUGCCCGUCUCACAAUUUGUCGUUCCUAACCUCGUAGCCUAUGACGGUUUCCCGACUCUCCUCCCCAUUUUACUUCCGGGGCGGCCCAUCAGCACAGUUCGUUUGAGGAUGAAUCACAGGACGGAUCCUCAAGCAAGUCUCGGCGAUCCGUUUGGCGUUUACGAUAACAACGUUAUCUGCAAAGCAUUGAAUGAUUGUUCUACGUCCACUCGCGUGGUACAUGAUCUUAUGCUCUCUCCAUUUCAUCCUACCCCCGACAGUAUGCAGGACAUCGUACGCAUCCACCCCGAUCUUCGCCACCUGCGACUUGAUAUCCUCCGCACACCAAAUAUCAACAUGGGCGUUGACGUGGACGAACCCAUGUCACGUAUCAUGGACAUGCUUGCUGAUACCAUGGAAGCGCAGAGUAGCGAUAACAUCUCAAACCAUCCCCUGUUCUUGAUAUCGGGUUUCUUAAAUUGGAUCGCUAACGGUCAUCUCCCACUUCCGACAAAGCUUGAGACACUGCAUCUUCAUUAUUACCAGAAAUCGGAGACGGUUUGCGGUAAUACGGCGAAGCAACGACUCCUCGUGCCAAAGAUCUCCGCAGCUUAUCCUGCACUGCAUGAAAUUGAGAUGGGCACGACGCGCUGGUGGAGAGAGGGUGAUCGUUGGUCCCAUGAGGUACUCACACGUACUCAGCUGUGAGGUGUAGGGUUGUAACAUUAUUUUAGUCGCGAACCAGGUAGCUUUGUUACUUCUAAGGGCUUUGUCCGUGUAUGCAGAGG
This is a messenger RNA of Suillus clintonianus, 1767 nucleotides long. RefSeq lists its product as uncharacterized. The transcript is spliced from 3 exons. The record is from RefSeq and is a predicted model, not a curated record. Gene Ontology annotation, molecular function: protein binding. The coding region runs from base 116 to 1687 and encodes 523 amino acids. Lineage: Eukaryota; Fungi; Basidiomycota; Agaricomycetes; Boletales; Suillaceae.